Prionailurus viverrinus (fishing cat) is the source of this 3118-nucleotide messenger RNA. It is a transcript of the gene HIF1AN, whose product is annotated as hypoxia inducible factor 1 subunit alpha inhibitor. The transcript is spliced from 9 exons. NCBI's taxonomy places the organism in Eukaryota, Metazoa, Chordata, Mammalia, Carnivora, Felidae. Gene Ontology annotation, biological process: negative regulation of Notch signaling pathway; peptidyl-aspartic acid hydroxylation. Gene Ontology annotation, cellular component: cytoplasm; nucleus. Gene Ontology annotation, molecular function: ankyrin repeat binding; peptidyl-histidine dioxygenase activity; [protein]-asparagine 3-dioxygenase activity. Bases 275 to 1324 code for a protein of 349 amino acids. The record is from RefSeq and is a predicted model, not a curated record.
AAACUGCGUUGGGAAGCCACAGGGAAGAUGACCGAAUGGAUAGAGACAGAAAGCCAGAAGGAGAGAAAAUGAAUUAAGUCACUACUUUGAUAUUUCAUAUUAUCGUGUCCCUUUCUCCGUCAAGGGACUCAGACGCUAACAAGGGUAAUGGGGACUCAACCCGAGCAUCUCCUGUGGACAGCUAACCUACCCGCCCCGCCCCCCCAGGAGUAGUACACUUUAUCCGGAAUAGGAGGAGCUUCCGGUUCCGGUGGGGCUGUCUGUAGCGAAGGAGAUGGCGGCGACAGCAGCGGAGGCCGUGGCCUCGGGCUCUGGAGAACCCCGGGAAGAAGCUGAAGCCCCCGGCCCAGCCUGGGAUGAGUCCCAACUGCGCAAUUAUAGCUUCCCGACCCGGCCCAUCCCGCGUCUGAGUCAGAGCGACCCCCGGGCGGAGGAACUAAUCGAGAAUGAGGAGCCUGUGGUGCUGACAGACACAAAUCUUGUGUAUCCUGCUCUGAAAUGGGACCUUGAAUAUCUGCAGGAGAACAUUGGCAACGGAGACUUCUCUGUGUACAGUGCCAGCACCCACAAGUUUUUGUACUACGAUGAGAAGAAGAUGGCUAAUUUCCAGAACUUUAAGCCCAAGUCCAACAGGGAGGAAAUGAAAUUUCAUGAGUUUGUUGAGAAACUGCAGGAUAUACAGCAGCAAGGAGGGGAAGAGAGGUUGUAUCUGCAGCAAACGCUCAAUGACACCGUGGGCAGGAAGAUUGUCAUGGACUUCUUGGGUUUUAACUGGAACUGGAUUAAUAAACAACAGGGAAAGCGUGGCUGGGGACAGCUGACAUCCAACCUGCUGCUCAUUGGCAUGGAAGGAAAUGUGACACCUGCUCACUAUGAUGAGCAGCAGAACUUCUUUGCCCAGAUAAAAGGCUACAAGCGAUGCAUUUUAUUCCCUCCGGAUCAGUUUGAAUGCCUGUACCCAUAUCCUGUUCAUCACCCAUGUGACAGACAGAGCCAGGUGGACUUUGACAAUCCUGACUACGAGAGGUUCCCCAAUUUCCAGAACGUGGUUGGUUAUGAAACAGUGGUUGGCCCUGGUGAUGUUCUUUACAUCCCAAUGUACUGGUGGCAUCACAUAGAGUCAUUACUAAAUGGGGGGAUUACCAUCACUGUGAACUUCUGGUAUAAGGGGGCCCCCACCCCUAAGAGAAUUGAAUAUCCUCUCAAAGCCCAUCAGAAAGUGGCCAUAAUGAGAAACAUUGAGAAGAUGCUUGGAGAGGCCUUGGGGAACCCACAAGAGGUGGGGCCCUUGUUGAACACAAUGAUCAAGGGUCGAUACAACUAGCCUGCCAGGAGUCGAGGCCUCCUGCCAGGUGACUGCUAGCCCGUCCACACCGCUUCAUUGAUGAGGACAGGAGACUCCAGGCGCUAGUAUUGCACGCUGCACUUAAUGGACUGGACUCUUGCCAUGGCCCUGGAGGCAGGUGUUUGGGGCAAGGCAGGGUGGUUGGCACUCCACUCCCAUUUGGAGGGACUUCUUGCCCUUGCCUCUGUGCCCCAGCAUCUUCCCUCUCUGCCCCCUAAGGUCCUGCAUUCAGUGUGUGGAGUCCCAGCUUCUGGUUGUCAUCACAUCUGUGUGUGUCAGUCUGUCACCCUCAGGAUGUGUGUGCGUGUGUGUGCAUGCACACGCAUGUAUGUAUCUGUUUCUUGCUUUCUCCUGGGUCAGGAUGGCGCUGCUGGCUCUCAGCCCUGUCUCCUGCAACCUCAGUGCCUCAGCCUGAGAGAGAGGAGAUGGUCUUGGACGCCCACCACACCUGGGCUGCAGGGCCAGAGCUCUCCUGACCAUCAGGUCAGUCUGCCUCCUUCCAGUUUUCGCAGAGUCAGGCUCUAGGCUGGGUGGGAAUGGCCACCGGGACUCUUCGUGGGGAAAGUGAGAGGGAGGUUUGCCUCUAUGAGCCUAGGUAGACUUCCUGUGAGAGAAUUAGACAAGGUUCUGACUCGGACCUUUAAGCUCAAGCCAUACAUAGAAAACAGCCUUGGGAUAUGAGAACCAAGGAUUAUGUAUAAGUUCCAAAUUGCAGACACAUACAGCUUCUCUCUUUCAGCACCAGCUCUUGGCUCCCUGUGCUGAGUACCAAGGGAGUCCUCCUGUAGUGGCUUCUCUAGGUUCUAGGGGUAUAAGCCUCUGUGGAUGUGUGUGUGGUGUGUGUGUGCAUGCGUGUGUGUGUCCACACUGGCCUGCCUCUCUGCUUACCAGGUUUCUCCACUACUUAACCUUGUCCAGUGGGACAGACAGUGUGAGCCCCAGGGAAGUACCGCCUGACCUAGCCUAAAGCUUUUACACUUAGUUUUAGCCAUUGGACACUCUUCGGGUCUCACUGCAAACUGCCUGAGGCUGACUGGCUAGAGCGUCCAGGCCCUGUGACCCUCACUCCCCAGGCCACGUCCUCUUCUGCAGUCCUUCCUGGCUGAGUAGAUGAAAUGGGGUCAAGCUUAGGCAGCUAACUUGCCACUGUCAUCCACCUCAGGGCAAGGACAAAAAUGUAGCCUUGCCUCUUAAAGCCAGCGCCUCUGCCAGACCCCACUGUAAUGUUCCACAAACACUCUUGAAAGUCAGGGCAACCGAUGGAGCACAGAAGUGGAAUUUUUUUUUUUUUUCCUGUUCAUUGUUACUUGUGGGAACCCGUGUCAGGGCCGCAGCUUAUAGCUGGGCACUGCACCACUUGAAGGGCCAUCAGUCACAUGACUCAGUGGAACUGGGGCCCCUGGAAUUGGGCAGUGUGGUGGCCCUGUGUCUUCUCACCUCCAGUCCCAUCUCCAUGCCCCUUCUUCCUGGAAGGAAAGAGGAGCUGGAGUUGGAAAACUGAUUUUAUCCACCCCCCCCCCCCUUUUUUUUUUUGCCAAAGGUUUACUUUCAGUGUCUGAGCUGUGGCUCUAAGUCCUGAAGCUCAGUUUACAGUUACAGCGCACUGAUGGACUGAGAGGGUGUGUGUAUGUGUGUGUGCAUCUGUGUAUGUAUUUUGGGGAGGGGCGUCUAUUUGUAGUGCCCCAUUCUGGGGUUCUCUGAUGCAGUGUGGGUGCGCAAACAUGGUACCUUCUCAAGUGUAGUUCUUUCAAAUAUAGCCAAUGCUGGAAAAUA